AUGUUGCCAGAUGGACACCUAAAGAAUCUCCACGUAGACAUAUACCAUGAGAUCCGAUCUGGGUUCGACCCACCCACUGCACCGGCACCGCUUCACCGGGUGCAGACGCUUGAACCCAAUCAUCCUUGCUGCACUUGUCUUACAUUAUCUGAAAUUUUUACAACUUGUGUCACAGUUGAUAUCAUCUCGGCUAUAGAAUUUGAUAAAAGUGGUGAUCAUCUUGCCACCGGAGAUCGUGGGGGCCGGGUGGUAUUAUUUGAGAGGACCGAUACAAAGGAGAAUGGUGUAAGUAGAAAGGAUUUAGAGAAGACUGAUUACCCAAGUAGUAGGCAUCCAGAGUUUCGCUACAAAACUGAGUUCCAGAGUCAUGAACCUGAGUUUGAUUAUUUGAAGAGUUUGGAGAUCGAGGAGAAAAUUAACAAGAUCAGAUGGUGCCAAACAGCCAAUGGCGCCCUCUUUCUUCUGUCUACCAAUGACAAAACCAUCAAAUUCUGGAAGGUCCAAGAAAAGAAAGUUAAGAAAAUUGCAGACAUGAACAUGGACCCUUCCAAAGCUGUUGGGAAUGGAAAUAUCGCGAGUUCUAGUGUUUCUUUUAGCCACAAAUCUUCACAUACUACAAAUGGGGAAUACACAGAUAAAUCUUACACUACUUUGACCAAAGACUUUUCUCCUUCAGGCGGCAUCCAGUCAUUGCGUCUACCGGUGGUAACUGCUAACGAGACGAGCCUUGUUGCAAGGUGUAGAAGAGUGUAUGCCCAUGCACAUGAUUAUCAUAUCAAUUCGAUCUCGAAUAACAGUGAUGGUGAAACAUUCAUCUCGGCUGAUGAUCUUCGGAUAAACCUUUGGAAUUUGGAAAUUAGCAAUCAGAGUUUCAACAUUGUUGAUGUCAAGCCUGCAAAUAUGGAGGAUCUCACUGAGGUGAUUACAUCAGCAGAGUUUCAUCCUACUCACUGUAACACACUAGCUUAUAGUAGUUCGAAAGGAUCUAUUCGCCUUAUUGAUUUGCGUCAGUCCGCAUUAUGCGAUAGACAUUCUAAGUUGUUUGAGGAACAAGAAUCACCUGGUUCAAGAUCAUUCUUCACCGAGAUAAUAGCAUCGAUCUCAGAUAUCAAGUUCGGAAGGGAUGGAAGAUACAUACUAAGCCGUGAUUACAUGACCCUUAAGUUAUGGGACAUCAACAUGGACUCAGGUCCGGUUUCGACAUUCCAGGUUCACGAAUAUUUAAGACCUAAGCUAUGUGACUUGUAUGAAAAUGAUUCAAUCUUCGAUAAAUUCGAGUGCUGUCUAAGUGGUGACGGUCUUCGGGUAGCAACUGGUUCCUACAGCAAUCUGUUCCGUGUAUUUGGCUCUGGUCCCAGCAGUACUGAAUCAACUACCCUGGAAGCUAGCAAAAAUCCAAUGAGGCGACAAGUUCAGACUCCUUCAAGGCCUUCGAGAUCCCUAAGCAGCAGCAUAACCCGUGUAGUUAGAAGAGGUGGAGAAAGUCCAGAUGGAAAUGGGAACUCAUUCGAUUUCACCACGAAGUUGCUUCAUCUAGCUUGGCAUCCAACUGAAAACUCCAUCGCCUGUGCUGCUGCCAACAGCUUGUACAUGUACUACGCGUAAAACGUAGAAGAAACGAACCUUAUUGUGUUGCUUCGGCUUUUUAACACUUUUGUUGGUUUAACAUAUCCAACGGCUUCGUCUUUAGAUCGACCACAGAAAGAUCCCCACUCGAGAAGAUAUCUUUAGAAUCCUCAGAGAACAAAGCGACUUCGGUCAUUUUGCCGUUUAUUUUUCCGAUUUCCGAAAAGGGUUCUUGUUUUCUUUCUUUUUGUGUUUUGUUGGGUUGAAAUGAGGAAAACAGAGUGGGAAUUGGAUCUUAAGAAACUUGGGGAAAAAAGGGAUGAAUUUAGGGCUUAAAAAGUUUAAGAUGUAGUUUUUAGUUGGGAAGGAGCUGAGCUGCUUACUUGCAUUGCAGGCCAUCAAAGUUUAUAUAAUCAUUUUCAUUUUCAUUUUCAUUUUUUUUUUUUUUCAUUUUUCCAUGUUUUGUUAUCCUUUAAUUUCUCUCUAGAUUGUAAAAGAAACCCCGGUUCGAAACUAAACGGUAGCGUUUAAUGCUCGGUUUGGACAUUUCAACUUGACCAAAAUCUGUUGUCUUAUGAAGUGUAAGGGGUUGUUUGGUUGGUUUUUCAUUAAGUCUUGUAUCUGAAUGAAGUUGUCUCUGUGAUUUAAUCUAUUUGUAUGGAUAAAUAAGGUUUUUGUUCGGGAUUUUUUUUUCGUCCAUAGAUGUAAUGAACGUGUUUUUUAAUUGGGAGAGAUAUUUCUGCAUAAA
Messenger RNA from Cynara cardunculus var. scolymus (artichoke), 2314 nucleotides. RefSeq names its product serine/threonine protein phosphatase 2A 55 kDa regulatory subunit B beta isoform-like. Gene Ontology annotation, molecular function: protein phosphatase regulator activity; protein binding. The record is from RefSeq and is a predicted model, not a curated record. The coding region runs from base 1 to 1605 and encodes 534 amino acids. Lineage: Eukaryota; Viridiplantae; Streptophyta; Magnoliopsida; Asterales; Asteraceae. Gene Ontology annotation, biological process: peptidyl-serine dephosphorylation. Gene Ontology annotation, cellular component: protein phosphatase type 2A complex; cytosol. The transcript is spliced from 14 exons.